CGAAAAGUCUACUGUCAGGGAUAGCGGGCUUUCUGCCAUUCACAUGUUCUUGAACUAAAAAGGCUUCCGUAUAUUUUUGAGUGAUUCGUGACGCACCAGCUCCGAACGGACAGGAUCAUUUCUACAGGCAAGAUGGCGACUUCGGAGCCGGUAAGCGAGAUCGAGAAUGCACCUGAAACAGAAGAGCCCCAACCUGAAGUAAUCCCCACUGCACCACCUGUGGUCACUGAUUCUGAGCAGUACAUCAAACACCCCCUGCAAAACAAAUGGGCCCUGUGGUACUUCAAAAAUGACAAGAGCAAAAGCUGGACAGAGAACCUCCGUCUCAUCGCAAAGUUUGACACAGUGGAAGACUUCUGGGCAUUAUAUAACCACAUACAGCAGCCCAGUAAGUUAGGCUUCGGCUGUGACUACUGCUUAUUUAAGGAUGGGGUGAAGCCUAUGUGGGAGGAUGACAAGAACAAGCUGGGUGGGAGGUGGCUGAUGACCCUCAGCAAACAGCAGAGACAAAUCGACCUUGACCGCUACUGGAUGGAGACACUGUUGUGUUUAAUUGGCGAGUCGUUUGACGAGGCCAGUGAAGACGUGUGUGGAGCGGUGGUCAACGUCAGACCCAAGGGAGAUAAAAUAUCCAUCUGGACUGGGAACUGUCAGAACAAGGAAGCCAUCGUGGCGAUAGGACAACAGUAUAAAGAGCGCCUGAGUAUCCCCAUCAAGCUCCUGAUUGGCUACCAGUCGCAUGACGACACAUCUAGCAAGAGUGGUUCCACCACAAAGAACAUGUACUCAGUCUGAUCAACAACACCCACCCCCAACUCAACUACAAACCCACUUGAGCUGGGCGAUAUGGACCAAAAUCCAUAUCACGAUAAAUUGACUGAAUUCACGAUAAAUUGAAUGAUAAGUUUAUAACAUUAAUGUGCACCACAGUUAUUUUUUUAUAUUACCCCUACAACUACUACUACUUUCAAUGUUGUUGCUAUCAAUUGUCCCAUUAAUAGUCACCCAUAUUAGCUAAUUUAUUUCAUUUGGAACUUCACAUCUCUCUAGUCGGGUCCUAUGGGUAAUGAACGAUAUCAGCCAAAUGUCCACAUUAAGUGGUCAGUUUUGAUACUUUUCAGUUUAUCGUCCCAGCUCACUGCAUCACCAACACAUUCAUACUUUUCAGUUUAUCGUCCCAGCUCUCUGCAUCACCAACACAUUCAUACUUUUCAGUUGUCAACUACUGUUCUCUUUACAGACGAGAGAAUUGUUCAAACGUGUACAAAGUUAGGGCCACCUCCCUGACACCUGAUUGUCCGGCUGGCUAAAUGACGUAUCUUGUACAGAAGAAAAGGAGAACAGCUGAAGCUGUUGGGAUUUGAGCUAGAAGAUCUUAAAUAAAUGAUUUAAUUUUAAAAUUGGUGAGUAUAUGUGAAUAAUAAUGCCAGUGGCUUCCCCCCUACUUGUGUAGCUGGGAGAAGAUGUUGAUUAAGGCCUGGUUAAAACACCUUCCUUUGCUGUAAACCCAAUUCCUUUUCUCAUGCAGAGUUUACUAUCACUUUCUGUUAUGAAAAGCGUUUCUCACCAACCACCCAGGAUAGGAAAAAGACCAGAUUAAUUUAGUCCGAUUUUAAAGGGCAGCAUUUUAACCUACUUUACCUGGAGGUGUUUAGCAUAAGGGAUUGCAGAUGCACCUGCUACAGAAAAGACAACCGUAUCAAAAAAGAAAAACGUUUGUAAAGAAUAGUAGUGGUCGCACGGUCUAAAGUGUGAACAUUUUGGAAGAAAGACCACGAAGUUCCAGCCAUGCUGGGAUUGAGGAUUGUUUGCUUGUAAAACUUUUUUCUCCCCCCUUUCCCUAUUUAUUUAUGAUAUAUCCAUUUGAGGUUAAACUACUUAGUUGGAGGGCAACCAUUAAAAAAAACCUGAAUUCCCCUACACUAUUUUUUUCUGUUUAGUUUUUUGUUAUUGAGGAUGUUAAUGACAUGGACUACUGCUUAAUAUAGAACCUUUUUUUACAGUGUAUCAUAGCAAGUAAAGAUGCCUGGACAAGUUUUAGGUCUGCUUCUCACCGUGUUCUUCCUGUAACAUUUCACACUACUCUCUGGGGCUGGUGCGUGUGGAGAAGAAAGGAUAUCUUCCUCUCUAUCCAUCGUUAAAUGAUUUUGCUCAUAAUGUAUCUUAAUGUAUAUUACCUUCUUUCAAGUAAAGGUUAAAUGCUUUGCAUUAAAACCAGAA
Molecule: messenger RNA, 2220 nt
Organism: Oncorhynchus keta (chum salmon)
Lineage: Eukaryota; Metazoa; Chordata; Actinopteri; Salmoniformes; Salmonidae
Product: eukaryotic translation initiation factor 4E-like
Exons: 7
Coding region: 133-795 (220 amino acids)
Biological process (GO): translational initiation
Cellular component (GO): cytoplasm; eukaryotic translation initiation factor 4F complex
Molecular function (GO): RNA 7-methylguanosine cap binding; translation initiation factor activity
Source: RefSeq, a predicted model, not a curated record